Penicillium longicatenatum is the source of this 1485-nucleotide messenger RNA. RefSeq lists its product as uncharacterized. Gene Ontology annotation, biological process: plasma membrane lactate transport. Gene Ontology annotation, cellular component: plasma membrane. Gene Ontology annotation, molecular function: secondary active monocarboxylate transmembrane transporter activity. NCBI's taxonomy places the organism in Eukaryota, Fungi, Ascomycota, Eurotiomycetes, Eurotiales, Aspergillaceae. The record is from RefSeq and is a predicted model, not a curated record. The transcript is spliced from 2 exons. Bases 1 to 1485 code for a protein of 494 amino acids.
AUGAAAUCAAGUCAAAUAUCUCAAGAUGAAGAAAAAUCAAUCAAAAUCUCUUCCUAUCAGCGACAGGAAACUCUCCCGGAGAAUUCCUCAAUCAGAAAUUAUGCAAUCACAAGAGUGACAUCCCUAAAGCCACCCAUGGCAAAGGUGGCCAAUCCUUUUAAACUGCUAGCCAUGUUAAACAAACAACAAUGGGCCUUUUUUCUAGUCUCAUUUCUCGCAUGGUCCUGGGAUUCCUUCGAUUUCUUCACCGUAUCCCUCACAGUCGACGACCUAGCCGAGACAUUCCAAAAGUCUACCACAGACAUAACCUGGGGCAUCACACUAGUCUUGAUGCUUCGAUCCGCCGGUGCAGCACUAUUCGGUCUUGCAGCAGACCGCUACGGAAGAAAAUGGCCAUUUAUCGCCGCCCUUUUCCUAUUCAUAAUCCUCGAGCUCGCAACAGGAUUCUGCAAAACCUACAAACAAUUCCUCGCCAUUCGCGCACUACUAGGAAUAGCAAUGGGCGGUCUGUAUGGCAACGCAGCCGUAACUGCACUAGAAGACUGUCCCACCGAAGCCCGCGGUUUAGUCGCAGGGCUAAUGCAACAAGGCUACGCAUUCGGGUACCUCCUCGCAACGGCCUUUGCACGCGCACUGGUAGACACAACCACGCACGGCUGGAGACCCUAUUUCUGGUUUUCGGCUUGUCCACCCGUUUUCAUCAUCAUAUUCCGCCUAUGCCUACCCGAGACGAAGGCUUUUCAGACUCAACAGACUCGCAACGGUGAACAGGAGCAUCCGGCACGUAUGUUCCUUUCCGAAGGACGCGUUGCAUUGCGAAGCCAUUGGCUGGUAUUCGUGUACCUUGUGCUUUUGUCUAGCGGGCUCAAUUUCAUGUCGCAUGGAACUCAGGAUCUAUACCCGACCAUGCUAGAGAACGAGCGUGGGUUUUCGGCAACUGCUGUGACUGUUACGCAGGUUGUUGCUAAUCUGGGUGCGAUGGCUGGUGGGUCAACGACGGGUUAUUUUUCGCAGAUCUUUGGGAGGAGAUUCAGUAUGCUUGUCGUUUGUGUUGUUGGGGGUACGGUGUUGUAUCCGUAUACGUAUGUAAAGACUGAAGCUGUGACGGCUGUUGCGUUUUUUGUGCAGUUUUGUGUGCAAGGGGCUUGGAGUGUUAUGCCUAGCUACAUGAUGGAUUUGGCACCGGCUUCGUUUCAGACGUUUGUUGUUGGAUCUGCAUAUCAGUUUGGUAGUCUUGCUUCGUCUGCUUCGUCGACUAUUGAAGCGACACUUGGCGAGCACUAUCCGCUUGCACCGCUUGUGAAGGCUGAUGGGACGGUUGUUGAUCGUUAUGACUACGGUAAGGUAAUUUGUAUUUUCAUGGGGGCUAUAUACGCUUAUACUGUUUUGUUAAUUAUUGUUGGGCCUGAGAAGAGAGGACAGAAUACGGAUGCGGAGUUUGAUGCUGAUAUGGAUGAGAUGAUCCAUGCAAAUGGAAGGCAUUAG